GGUCAGACAUGGUGACGUUCGCGGAGCAGUCGUGGGCCUUGUUUGGUGCCGGUGUUCGGGCGGUGCUGGAGGCCUGGCCGGCGCUGCGGAUCGCCGUGGAGAACAGCUUUGGGGGAGCCCACAGCCGCGAGAAGGCCCUGUGGCUCGGGGGAGCGGUCCGGGACUAUUUGGUCCAGAACGCUGACUUGGAGCAGGAUGAGGUCGAGGACUUCCUGGCUGACAUCAUGAGCACCGAAUUUGAUACCCUCGUAGAAGAUGGAAGCCUGCCCCAGAUGGGUCGGAAGCAGAUGGAGGUCAAAGCCAUGGAGGUCCGGACAGUCGACAAUAACUCAGACCAGGAGGAAAAAGUGGAUGGGGGAGCUGAGGAAAUGGAGGUGACUGACAGCAGGGAAACCCCUGCCCUGCCCUGCGGUACCCAGGCUGAUCCAUCAGCUGCCACUAGCCUGGCCUCCAUUGGGCAUGAAGCUGCUGAAGAGGGCUGGAUUGUCAUCCAGAGGAAAAAGAAGUGAGAGCCUAGGCCUUCCCCAGUGGCCUGGGCCGGGGCUUCCAGGUGUGCUCCAGGAUCUCUCAGGGAAGAGCAUGUUCUGAGCCUCUUGCUCCACCCCACGACAUCAUCUGCACAGCUAUGAAACUGGCCUAGAGCACCCAAAGGGGCCCCGGUCCAGGUGGAGUCUCUACUUGAGAGCAUUGGGUGCCUGGCUUUGACAUUUCACAGUGUCCCGUGAGCUUCGGCAAGUCACCUGACCUCUUUGGGCCUCCAUUUCCUCAUCUGUAGAAUUGGAGGGAUAGACAUUGACUUUGCUCUGCUUCACAGGGGAAUGGGGAUAUGAAG
Trichosurus vulpecula (common brushtail) is the source of this 832-nucleotide messenger RNA. RefSeq names its product pre-rRNA-processing protein TSR2 homolog. Gene Ontology annotation, cellular component: nucleus. NCBI's taxonomy places the organism in Eukaryota, Metazoa, Chordata, Mammalia, Diprotodontia, Phalangeridae. The transcript has 2 exons. Gene Ontology annotation, biological process: maturation of SSU-rRNA from tricistronic rRNA transcript (SSU-rRNA, 5.8S rRNA, LSU-rRNA). The record is from RefSeq and is a predicted model, not a curated record. The coding region runs from base 9 to 509 and encodes 166 amino acids.